Molecule: messenger RNA, 2907 nt
Organism: Rhipicephalus sanguineus (brown dog tick)
Lineage: Eukaryota; Metazoa; Arthropoda; Arachnida; Ixodida; Ixodidae
Product: hexosaminidase D-like
Exons: 2
Coding region: 416-2086 (556 amino acids)
Biological process (GO): carbohydrate metabolic process
Molecular function (GO): hexosaminidase activity
Source: RefSeq, a predicted model, not a curated record
CUGGACUGUCCGGACAGACCUGCCGCCUAGCCAGGGCGCAUUUGCCGCACUAUUGAGAAAUGCACGGUGGUCAUCAUCAUCACACGCGCCUUGCAAGGCAGUGCGUAUGAUUGCGCUUUAUUUGUAUCGCGCACACACGUUCCGUCCUUUCGUGAAAUGUCGAUGUUACGUGCUACAUGGUCAGGAACGCGUCGUGAGGUGCCCAAAAUCGUAGCUGAAGGGACGCAGCAUCUCGGCCAUUAAAUAACGGACGCGAUGCAGAACUUUGUCAUGCAGUGGCUUGGCGACGUCGAGAAAUGAACAUGCAAGGACAGUCCCCAUACUAGCUAUUCUGCUUGUGCGGCGCAUACGAACAGCUGCACCCAGAACACCUACAACCAAGUUGCUGCGCUUCGUCGCCACGGCUGCAGUUUGAAUGACCUUCAAGCUGGGGCACCCUUGUGCCAUGGCUCCACUGAAGAUGCGCCUUUUGAAGCUAAUUGCUAUUGUCCUUGUGAUAGCAUUCCUUAUACUUUACUGGCAGAGCACCAGAACAGUUGACAGGACACCUGUUGAAACAGUGCAGUGGGUGGCUGGUGUGCUUACUGAUCCACCAUCCACAGUGGCUGCAACUCAUGGAAGUUUUCAAGAGAGCCUACGGUUGCCACCAAUCCAGUUUGACGAACGUAUAGUGCAUUUUGACCUUAAAGGUGCACCACCUAAGCUUGAAUACUAUGAUGCAGUGCUUCCCCUGUUGCGCAAGCUUGGUGCCACCGGACUUCUAAUGGAGUACGAAGACAUGUUUCCUUAUACAGGCAUGCUCAGCCCUCUUGCUGCCAGUAAUGCCUAUAACGAGGCUGACAUAGCUCAUAUCUUGUCUGUUGCUCAUGCCAAUCAUCUGCAGGUGAUUCCGCUGGUACAAACAUUUGGCCACCUUGAGUUUGCACUCAAAUUGCAAGAAUUUUCAGACCUUCGGGAAUUGAGCCAUAGUCCUCAAGCACUAUGUCCAUCACUGAAUGGAUCUCUUGCCCUGGUAAAAGCUAUGCUUGACCAAGUCCUCCAUUUGCAUCGUAAUGCUCAGUAUGUGCAUAUUGGUUGCGAUGAGGUUUACUCAUUAGGUCAGUGCAGUCGCUGUGAGAGGCACAUGGAUGUGGCAAACAUCACAAAACAUAAGCUUUUCUUGGAGCACGUAGAGGAGGUUGUAGCUCAUGUGGCCCAGUAUGGGGUUCGUCCCAUUAUGUGGGAUGACAUGUUGCGCGACAUAGAUGCUAAUGAGGUGCAGCAGUGGGGUGCUGCUAACCCUGUAGACCUCAUGGUCUGGCAAUACUCUCCUAAUAUAUCUAAAUAUAUUGAAGACCAGCACUGGCUCAAAUAUACCCGUUUCCAAGGGGUGUGGAUAGCAAGUGCUUUCAAGGGGGCUACAGGUCCAAAGCAAUUGCUUCCAGACAUCAAAUACCAUUUAAGAAACCACCAUUCUUGGAUAGAAACACUUAACAACCACAGAGAACUGCUAAAUGUACGUGGCAUUGCACUGACGGGGUGGCAGCGGUACGACCACUUUGCUGCACUUUGUGAGCUUCUGCCAGCAGCCAUGCCAUCCUUGGCUGCUAACUUGGUCUACCUGCAGAAUGGGUGUAUGGAUGAAGUGCAGCUGUCUCAAAUUAAGGAACACUUGCAGUGCAAUAGGCAGCUGCCUAUUUUUGAUGAUAGUGUAAGCACCCAUUUGCUCUUCUGCCAGUUCCCUGGUGGAAAGAUACUCACAGGAAUCCAGCAGCUAGUGACAUUGUACAGUCAAAAGAAAGCCAUGGAAAAAAACAGUCAUUAUGUUGGAUGGCUAGAUAGUUAUAAUGUCCGACUCUCAUUUGUCAGUCCUGAUCACAUUCUUGAGGCAACCAAAAACCUCACUGAGCUACUGAGCACAUCUAAGCAUCUGCACAAGUUCGUGGGCGAUGCGAUGUCUCAAGUGUAUGAUGCGCAUACCGUGGUAGAGUGGAUAGGUACAUUCCUUGAUCCAGUACAUGCUGAGCUCACACUGCUUGAGCAGCAGGUUCAGCGGCUGCUUAAUUACAGUAUAUGGCCUAGAAGAGCAUUACAGCAGACAAGGUGAAUUAUAAGCAAAAUAUGUGAGUGGCUGUCACAUGCUAAGCUAAGAGGAGUUUGGCAGUCAUUAAAGCAUAGGAAAUUCAAUUCAUUGUUAAUAACUGGCGUAUUUACAAGCAUGAAGCACAUGUGGGAGGUAGCUUGCCAUUUUUACAGGGUGUUUUUUGGACAAUACAGACUCUUGAAUAAAAAUGCUUGACAGUUAGGCUGCUGUCGUCAUCGCUCGCCAACUCUAUGUCGAGGCGGAAAUACUUUGCCAAAGUGAAAGUGAGAUUGAAGACACUAAUUAACAAAAACUGCUCAAUUAACCUUUAAAUUAUUGACUUUAGGGCAGUUUAUGCUAGGGAGUUGUAGGCAUACCUGUGUUUUAGAAAUGACAGAAGUUGCAGGUAAUUUGAGAUAUUUAUCAUCGAAUUUUAAGGCCAAUAUCGAAACUGACUGCACCCGGCAUGCAGAUACGUGGCUGCUCUGUUUACAUUGGACUGGAACUUCCUCUGACCUUGUCAGAGGUAGUUCCAGUGAUAUCGGCCUUACAUAUUGACUAUCAUAAAAUCCCGAGCAAGCGCCCCCUUCCCCUUUUCGGGAGACUUGAAAUAUGCGCCAAUGACCGAGCAAGUGUCCCCCUCCCCCCACUCCUGCCAUUUAUUUUCAACCUGUUCUUCGCUACAGAAUCGUGCAGCAGUGGUUCCUAGGAACCCAAGUUCUGAAAGUCUUUAGAUAUGUGCACGAUUUCUUAGCACUUUUACAGUGUGGUGCCUUGGGGUUGCGUUGUGAGUUAUCACAAAUUGUUGGAACAUUUGAAGAACGUCUUUCCCCCCUUGUCAUCAC